CGCCCGCCAUGGACCGGUUCCUGGUGCUGCUGCACUCGGUGUCCACCGGCCUGUCGAGCAGCGAGCUGACCGAGCUCAAGUUCCUGUGCCAGGGCCGCGUGAGCAAGAGGAAGCUGGAGCGCGUGCAGAGCGGCGUGGAGCUCUUCUCCGUGCUGCUGGAGCAGAACGAGCUGGACGGCGAGCGCACCGAGCUGCUGCGCGAGCUGCUCGUGUCCCUGCGGCGCCAGGACCUGCUGCGGCGCCUGGACGAGUACGAGGCGGGCGCGGCGGGGCGGGCGCCGCCGGAGGAGCAAGACCUGUAUGCGGCGUUUGACAUCAUAUGUGAUCAGGUGGGGAGGGACUGGAGAAGGCUGGCUCGUCAGCUGAAAGUGCCCGACACCAAGAUCGACGCCAUCGAGGUGAAGUAUCCCCGGAACCUGACCGAGCAGGUGCGAGAGUCCCUGCGAGUCUGGAAGAACACGGCGCAGGAGGACGCGACCCUGCCCCACCUGGUGGCGGCGCUCAGGGCCUGCCAGCUCAACCUGGUGGCAGACCUCAUCGAGGAGGGUCAGCAGGCCCAGGGCCUCCAGAACGAGAACGAGAUCAGUAGCAGCUCGGGGUCCCUCAUGUCGUGGGACUCGAACACACCCGCCUCGAGAGCCUUCUCGUGACCCCCCUGGUGACCCCGCUGCUCUCCAGGGACCAAGGGCACCUGUACGUUCUGAACUCGGGCCCUCCCCGAGGACCUGCCAGUGAGCCGGGACAAGGGCCACGGGCGCUUCUCAGCCUGAGCAGGCACGCGCUGAGCCUCGCUGUUUGCGGGCGGGCUUUGGGCGGGGUGCCGAUGCUCCAUUCCUCAUGCUUGCCCCAUGACGGGGAGUCCGUCCCCAUUAAACGAGUUCCUACAGGAGGAAUUUUAGAGCCGUGUCCAAGGACUCGAACAAUUAGCGGUUGUUGCCCUGAUGGUCCUGGGGGUGCGGAAAUGAGCUCAGAGCGGAGCCGGAGGAAAGCGGGGUAGUGCUGGCAGAGCCGGGUCCGAAGCAGUGCUCUGGCUCCAGAG
Molecule: messenger RNA, 1039 nt
Organism: Molossus molossus (Pallas's mastiff bat)
Lineage: Eukaryota; Metazoa; Chordata; Mammalia; Chiroptera; Molossidae
Gene: FADD
Product: Fas associated via death domain
Exons: 2
Coding region: 9-650 (213 amino acids)
Biological process (GO): signal transduction; regulation of apoptotic process
Molecular function (GO): protein binding
Source: RefSeq, a predicted model, not a curated record